Molecule: messenger RNA, 2926 nt
Organism: Drosophila takahashii
Lineage: Eukaryota; Metazoa; Arthropoda; Insecta; Diptera; Drosophilidae
Source: RefSeq, a predicted model, not a curated record
UGCUCGUGUGCAGACGUCUCGCACAGCUGCCGAAAAAGAAGGAAUCGAGUGCUUAAAUCGGGGGAGAAAGUCAGAAACCACAGCCUGCGGGUACCUGUGCUUUCACCUGUGCAAAAAUUAAUCACAUUCCAAUUUGGCAAUCAAGCCGGAAUCCACUGAGUGGUGGAUCAGGAGCCAUAAUGCUGGCCACAAAGUUCAAGAGCCAUUGGAGACGAUGACAUGGGGCUUUUCACACUCCGAGUCGCGAAAAUAUAUGUGCACAAGCCACAAGUAUACAUACAGAGACGUAGCGAAGGCAAAUCUGCUUUUAGGUCACACAAAAGGCUCUCGCAGCAGCAGCAGCAGGACCAUCCGAAACCGAAAAAACAUCAACAGGAGCAGCCGAGGAAUUCCAAGAACGAACCAACAAAAUCCACAUUGAUGAGCGUCGCCUGGGGACUGAGGAAUUGAGGAGCGGUCGCGAUGCCUUCCCGUCGUUCCGGUGGCGGUGGCACCACCAAGCGGAAGCACUCGCUGGGCAACCUGCGACGUGCCCAUCCCGCCUCGGGGGCCACGUGGAACGUGCAGGUGGUGCGGGGCAAGAUGUCCUCGAAGUGCCUGUGGCACGCCUGCCGGGCUCUGAUCCUGGGCCUCACCCUGAUGCUCCUGGGCGCCGGAAUGGCCACCUUGGGCUACUAUGCGGAUCACCUGUCGAUGGGAUCGGAGCUGCGCGGCAAUGUCACCGUGCGGGUGAAGAACGACCUGAAGGGCUUCCAUCUGAACAACUUCGCGUAUGUGGGACCCAUUGUCAUGGGCUUCGGCGGCUUCAUAGUGGUGGCCUCCUGCGUGAUGACCUUCGAGGCCCGCGACUCCGCCGCCAAGGUCGUUCCGGCGAGAUUGAGAGCGGGCGGAGGCGGGAGCAGCAAGAAUCCCUCAAGGAGCAACCAGGGGAGCUCCGCUUCGCAGCGACGUGGAAUGGGUGCCCAGUACCAGUCGAGUCGCUGGGACCAGCACUUCGGGGUGUUCCGCUCCUCGCCGGGCGAUCCUCACCAGCAGCCGCAAACCGCCUGCAUUUCGAACACACAUCCGCAUCCGCACGCACAUCCGCAGCAGCCCUUCGAUCGCGAGGCACUCACCGCCGAGCUGGUAAAGUUCUCCAGGUCGCUCAGUGCAUCCAAUCGCUUCUGUCCCCAGUGGCGCCGCCUCUCGGGGGCAGGAUCCGCUCCGGAUUUGUCCGGAUCUCAUACUACACCUACCAACUGCACCACCAAUAACUCAAGUUAUCAAAAUCAAAACCAGACCACCACUAAUUACUACAAUUUGCUCUCACUGAACUGUCGUCUGUCGCCGCUGGAAUGGGAAAUGUAUUGCUCGCAACGCCGACAUCGUCGUCAUCACCACCAUCGCCAUUCGAAUCAUCAAUCGAAUCAUGUAUCGAAUCAUCUAUCGAAUCAUCACCACAAAUCCUCGAGCAGCAGUGUGCGACGAGUGCGUCAGGUGCGACCUGGAUCGGGUCAGAGUUCGAAUCCCAGUGGUGGAGGAGGCGGCGGCGGAGGAGCAGGCUCCUCUUCGUCGGCCCGGAUUAUAAGCAAUUCUUCGAGCCUAAUCCAAAGGGCCACCAGGGAGUGCUCGCUGCUCCAACCGCCAGCCGCAAGUCGUGUUUACUGGCAGGCCUCCUCCUUCGACAGUGGGAGCAAUCCUCUGCCUGGUCUGGGCCUCAGUUCGGGGGCCGAAAAGCGCAGUGAGCGGAACAAGCGAUCGGAUACCGCGAAGAGGCAUGUUUUGUCACGGCAGAAACCCAUCGAACAGGAGGAGGCACGCGAUCACAGCCGCAGUCCACUGGGACACAGGCGAAACUCCACAAUGUCGGACUCCUCGUAUAGCGGCCGCUGGACGGCUCGCUGUGCGUCCAUCGCCAGUCGAACAUCCAGCAUUGAGUCUCGGCGUGUUCAAGUGGAUCUCCAUAGUCCUGAGGUGAUGCCCAAGUCGAUUCUGCGAUCGCCCAAGCGAUAUAGCUCCGGUCCCUCGGCCACGCCCUCUGUGGAGAAGGAAUUUCGCAGCCAGUUAUCCGUGUGCUCGGAGCCACCGCCGCCGGUGCGUCAGCUGUCGGGUCAAUCCAGCAUGGAGCCGGCGGUGCCGGAGGAGAGUCUCGAUCAGUCGGAGGAGCAGGAGGCCACCACCUCGCAGCCCAAGACGUCCUACGAGGAGAUCACCGAGUUGCAUCACCACACGAGCAGUUUGCCGCCGAAGAAGGCGCGUCCCGGAUUUUUGCCCCUCGCCCGCAGCGAACAGAACGAUGAGGAGAUCGAAAGGCCAGUGGUGGUGGUCAAUCCGCUGUACAGGAGCAACAGUUCACGGCAGUUCUACAGACCCAAAAAGGGAGUGCCCAAUGAGAGGGAUGACUCCGUGUUCUACAUACGAUCCAUGGAAAGGGGAUUGGCAGGGAGUGGAAAUGGUGAUGAGCAGAUGUACGAUUCCCUGAGGGUCAUAAAUGAGAGGAGGAGCACUUUGUUGAAGGCCGAUUCCCAGAGUUCCUUGGGAUCGGCGGAGAGAAAGCUGAGUAGCUUUUCCCUGAAAAUGCCAGAGAUCACAGAACGCGAGAAUUCUAUAGAGAUUGAAAUGGAUGCGGAUGAGCUGCCUGCUCCUCCUCCUCCUCUUUCUCCUCCUCCUUCUCUGGUUAAUCCGCCUCCAGUCGAAACAACCGAUAAAAUCCCAGAUCAUGAUCCCUAGGAUCUAGCAAUCGAACCCACUUCGUAGCGUUUAACCAGCGGCCAUCGACAAUUACUUUAGCAACUCGAUUGAUGUUUGUAUAUGUAUUUUUGUGCGUGUGCGUGUCGUUUAUUUUUAUAGCCCCAUAGAUCGUAUACCUAGAUAAGUGUUAUAUAUGAUAUACUAUACUGUAUAAUACCAGCAAUUAUCUCUGUGUUGCCUUUCGGGCAUAAGCAAU